AUGGACCAGCUUGGGAGAUUCAUUCAAUCAGAUGCUAAAGGAAUAUUGAAAAAGAUACGGUUGUACUUAAUAAAGAAACUGCUGCCACAUUUGGACGACAGAAGGAAUUAUCAUCAGGAGUUUGCCUUAUCCACUUCAUUUCAUGGAGUGCAUAAUAUUGUUCAAACACAGAGCAAGACUCGCAAAGUAUUGUGGCUGUUCAUAGUCAUGGGCUGUUUUGCCACUGUUACAUGGCAAAUCUGCAGUCGCUUCAUCUACUACUUCACCUGGCCAACCACAACUGCAGUGGUAAUUCAGUAUGUGGAAAAUGUCCAAUUCCCUGCUGUGACUUUCUGCAACUUGAACAGGUUCCAAGUUCAUGCAGCAAGCAACCUCAAGAUAGUUUUUUUCAUUUGGAGCAUUGUGUCUGGAGUACUCCACAAAAUUUCUAUGGAAGACAAAUAUUCUCAAGAGCUCGAUGAUUUUCUUCUUGGGAACCAGAACUUCAGCAUCAAAGAGUUUACAAGGAAAAAUGGGUUUUAUCUGAACAGCAGCACAUUGCUAGAAUGUGACUUUUUUGGAAAGCCAUGUUACCCACAGGAUUUUGAACAUGUUUUCACUCAAUAUGGAAACUGCUUUACUUUUAAUCACAAUGAUCUUACAGCAAGAAGAGUGAGUUUGUCUGGAAGAGGCUUACAUUUGCUUUUUGAUGUCCAACAGGAACAAUUCACCGAUGAACCUUCUCUUGGUUAUACUGAUGCUGGUAUAACUUUUGAUAUCCAUUCACCCAAAGAACUUCCACGCUUUGAUGGUUUAGGUUUACUAACACCAGUUGGAAUGCAUGCACAGGUUUCAAUCCGCCAGCUAAAGUCAAUUAUCCAAGAAUACCCAUGGGGAGAGUGCAAGCCUGAUAAAAAGCUUCGGUACCACAGGAUUUAUAGUACUGAUGGAUGUUUGCAGGAAUGCAAAGCUCAGUAUAUACAGGAUUGGUGCGGCUGCUUGCCAUUCAUUCUUCCAGGAAAUGGAAUAGAAUGCGAUUUGCUGAAGUAUUACAAUUGUGUUUACCCAGCAGUCUAUGAUAUAGAGAUAAAAGGAUUAUGUACAGUAGGAACUCACAAUUCCACUUGCCCUGCCCCAUGUGAAGAUACAGAUUAUCCUACCACUGUCACCUAUUCAAAUUUUGGAGGAGAAAAUGCUAUAAAAUACUAUUCUACAAAACUGAAGAAAACCCCAGAAUACAUCAGGCAGAACCUCGUGAGUAUUGACAUUAAAUAUCGUGAUCUGAGCUACAAAAUAACUCAGCAGCGGAAGGCCUUGACUAUAUCUGAGUUGCUUGCUGAUGUAGGUGGCCAGCUUGGAUUGUUUUGUGGUGCCAGUAUGAUUACAAUCAUAGAACUGCUCGAGUAUAUUUUUACUAACUUCUGUUGGAUGUGCAUCUUUCUUCUAUUGAAAGCUCCUGAGAUGCCUCAAUGGAACAAUCCAUCCCAGAACCAACCAACACACAAGGAAAAAGAGAAAGGAAUACAAGAAUGUUAG
Molecule: messenger RNA, 1515 nt
Organism: Strigops habroptila (Kakapo)
Lineage: Eukaryota; Metazoa; Chordata; Aves; Psittaciformes; Psittacidae
Gene: ASIC5
Product: acid sensing ion channel subunit family member 5
Exons: 10
Coding region: 1-1515 (504 amino acids)
Biological process (GO): sodium ion transmembrane transport
Cellular component (GO): membrane
Molecular function (GO): ligand-gated sodium channel activity
Source: RefSeq, a predicted model, not a curated record